AUGACGGCGGUCGACGUGGCGCUGCGCCAAGCGGGCCUCGUGCGUGUGAUGGCCUCGUACCAAGAUGGUAUUCCUCUUGCACUCACGCGCCUCAGCUCCUUCUGGAAGCACCAAGUCACGUUUGCACCCGGCGGCUUCUUCAAUCUGGGCUUUAACUUUACCAUCGACGGCUCGUCGACGGUGCACUCUGGCAGCGACUUGUAUCUUGACGUCGUCGACAGACGCUUUCCAUGGCACUGGGCAAUGCGCGUCGGCGACGACGACGCGUGCCUUGCGUGGGGAGAGUUUUUCAAGGCGGAGCUCGUGGCGCUGGAUGCGUCCAACGAAUUGUCGGUCGCGUGCGCAGUCCGAUACGACCGUCCCAUCGUUGUCAAGUGGUUGCUGGACCAAGCGAUGGAUCACGGUGCACGUCGUGUUGACGCCGACUGCACUACCUUGGCCACGGUCAUCGGGCGCCUCGACCUCUUGCAGUACCUCCAUGCUGCGUUCCCGACUGCUGUGCAAGAGGUCGUCCGUUUUCACUUUGCGAUACGAUCAGCAUCGGUGCCGAUGCUGCGCUUUGUGUAUGACCACGUUGGUGCACGUCCUAGCCAAGCCGACCUGCUCAAGGACGCCUACAGUCAUAACGUCGACAUUCUCGAUGUCGUUCUAUCGAUGCUCGAUCCUGCAGACGCGUCUACCUUGGUGCAACUCACCCUCCGGACGCAGCAGGGGUCACCAGCGAUGCAGCUCCUCUUUGAUCGCAGCCGUCGCCUCGGCCUCAAUGUCGCGUACAGUGCUGCCCAAGCGACGACGGAUGGUUCGAUAUCCCGUGAUGCCUUUCAACCACCAACGCCAAGUCGCCUCCGACCCGACACCGAGGCGAUCUUGCAUCUGGCUGACGACCGCGAGCGCUGGAACAAUGCGCUGCAGCUGGACAUUAAUGACUUCGGUCACAUUGCCUAG
This is a messenger RNA of Saprolegnia diclina VS20, 945 nucleotides long. RefSeq lists its product as hypothetical. The record is from RefSeq and is a predicted model, not a curated record. Lineage: Eukaryota; Oomycota; Saprolegniomycetes; Saprolegniales; Saprolegniaceae. The coding region runs from base 1 to 945 and encodes 314 amino acids. The transcript is spliced from 3 exons.